AUGCCGACUCCUGACCACCAGGCUGUCAGCCACUUUAUCGGCGGCAACCCGCUCGAGACCGCUCCCGCCGGUGCUGUCGCUGACUUUAUCCGCAAGCAGGGCGGUCACAGCGUCAUCACCAAGGUGCUCAUCUGCAACAACGGUAUCGCCGCCGUCAAGGAGAUCCGCUCCAUCCGCAAGUGGGCCUACGAGACCUUUGGCGAUGAGCGCGCCAUCGAAUUCACCGUCAUGGCCACCCCCGAAGAUCUCAAGGUCAACGCCGACUACAUCCGCAUGGCCGACCAGUACGUCGAGGUGCCCGGUGGAUCCAACAACAACAACUACGCCAACGUCGACCUUAUCGUCGAUGUCGCCGAGCGCGCCGGCGUCCACGCCGUCUGGGCCGGUUGGGGUCACGCUUCCGAGAACCCGCGUCUGCCCGAGAUGCUUGCCGCUUCCAAGCACAAGAUCAUCUUCAUCGGCCCUCCCGGCUCUGCCAUGCGAUCGCUUGGUGACAAGAUUUCCUCCACCAUCGUCGCCCAGCACGCCGACGUGCCCUGCAUGCCCUGGUCCGGUACCGGCAUCAAGGAGACCAUGAUGAGCGAGCAGGGAUUCCUCACCGUCUCGGACGACGUCUACCAGAAGGCGUGCAUCCACACCGCCGAGGAGGGCCUCGAGAAGGCGGAGAAGAUCGGCUUCCCCGUCAUGAUCAAGGCCUCCGAGGGAGGCGGAGGAAAGGGUAUCCGCAAGUGCACCAACGGCGAAGAGUUCAAGCAGCUCUACAACGCCGUCCUUGGUGAGGUGCCCGGCUCGCCCGUCUUCGUCAUGAAGCUCGCCGGCCAGGCCCGCCACCUCGAGGUCCAGCUGCUCGCCGACCAGUACGGCAAUGCCAUCAGCAUCUUCGGCCGUGACUGCUCCGUCCAACGUCGUCACCAGAAGAUCAUCGAGGAGGCCCCCGUCACCAUCGCCCCCGAGGAUGCUCGCGAGGCCAUGGAGAAGGCCGCCGUGCGUCUCGCAAAGCUCGUCGGCUACGUCUCCGCCGGUACCGUCGAGUGGCUCUACUCCCCUGAGUCCGGCGAGUUCUCCUUCCUCGAGCUCAACCCUCGUCUCCAGGUCGAGCACCCCACCACCGAGAUGGUCUCGGGCGUCAACAUCCCUGCCGCCCAGCUCCAGGUCGCCAUGGGUAUCCCUCUCUACUCGAUCCGAGACAUCCGAACCCUCUACGGCAUGGACCCUCGCGGCAACGAGGUCAUUGACUUUGACUUCUCCAGCGCCGAGUCCUUCAAGACCCAGCGCAAGCCCCAGCCCCAGGGCCACGUCGUCGCCUGCCGUAUCACCGCCGAGAACCCCGACACUGGUUUCAAGCCCGGCAUGGGCGCGCUCACCGAGCUCAACUUCCGCUCCAGCACCUCCACCUGGGGUUACUUCUCCGUCGGCACCAGCGGUGCCCUCCACGAGUACGCCGACUCGCAGUUCGGUCACAUCUUCGCCUACGGCGCCGACCGUUCCGAGGCGCGCAAGCAGAUGGUCAUCUCGCUCAAGGAGCUCUCGAUUCGCGGUGACUUCCGCACCACCGUCGAGUACCUCAUCAAGCUGCUCGAGACCGACGCCUUCGAGUCCAACAAGAUCACCACCGGCUGGCUCGACGGCCUCAUCCAGGACCGCCUCACCGCCGAGCGUCCCCCCGCCGACCUCGCCGUCAUCUGCGGCGCGGCUGUCAAGGCGCACCUCCUGGCGCGCGAGUGCGAGGACGAGUACAAGCGCAUCCUCAACAAGGGUCAGGUGCCUCCCCGUGACACGAUCAAGACCGUCUUCUCCAUCGACUUCAUCUACGAGAACGUCAAGUACAACUUCACCGCCACCCGCAGCUCCGUCUCCAGCUGGGUGCUCUACCUCAACGGUGGGCGCACGCUGGUGCAGCUCCGUCCCCUCACCGACGGCGGUCUGCUCAUCGGUCUUUCCGGCAAGUCGCACCCCGUCUACUGGCGUGAGGAGGUCGGCAUGACCCGCCUCAUGGUCGACUCCAAGACCUGCCUCAUCGAGCAGGAGAACGACCCCACCCAGAUCCGCUCGCCUUCGCCCGGUAAGCUCGUCCGCUUCCUCGUCGACUCGGGCGACCACGUCAAGUCGGGUCAGGCUAUCGCCGAGAUCGAGGUCAUGAAGAUGUACCUCCCCCUCGUUGCCGCCGAGGACGGUGUCGUCUCCUUCGUCAAGACCGCCGGUGUGGCGCUCAGCGCCGGUGACAUCAUCGGUAUCCUCUCGCUCGACGACCCCAGCCGUGUGCAGCACGCCAAGCCCUUCGCCGGUCAGCUGCCUGACUUCGGCCUGCCGAUCAUCAUCGGCAACAAGCCCCACCAGCGCUACUCGUACCUCCUCGAGGUGCUCAACGACAUCCUCGACGGUUACGACCAGAGCUUCCGCAUGCAGGUCGUCAUCAAGGAGCUCAUCGAGACGCUCCGCAACCCCGAGCUGCCCUACGGCCAGGCCUCUCAGAUCCUGUCCAGCUUAGGCGGCCGUAUCCCCUCGCGUCUCGAGGAUGUGGUGCGCAACACCAUCGAGAUGGGCCACUCCAAGCACAUCGAGUUCCCCGCUGCCCGUCUGCGCAAGCUUACCGAGAACUUCCUGCGUGACAGCGUCGACCCUGCCAUCCGCAACCAGGUGCAGAUCACCAUUGCUCCGCUCUGCCAGCUCUUUGAUGAGUACGCCGGCGGUCUCAAGGCCCACGAGGGCAACGUGCUCGCCUCUUUCCUCCAGAGGUAUUACGAGAUCGAGUCCAAGUUUACUGGCGAGGCCGACGUGGUGCUCGAGCUCCGUCUGCAGGCCGAUGGCGACCUGGACAAGGUCGUCGCCCUCCAGACUGCGCGCAACGGCAUCAACCGCAAGAACGCCCUGCUGCUCACCCUGAUGGACAAGCACAUCAAGGGCACCUCGCUCGUCUCGCGAACCAGCGGCGCCCAGAUGAUUGAGGCUCUGCGCCAGCUAGCCUCGCUCCAGGGCAAGUCGACUGCCCCCGUCGCGCUCAAGGCCCGCGAGGUCUCGCUCGACGCCGACAUGCCCAGCCUUGCCGACCGUUCUGCCCAGAUGCAGGCCAUCCUCCGCGGCUCCGUCACCUCGUCCAAGUACGGUGGUGACGACGAGUACCACGCGCCCUCGCUCGAGGUGCUGCGCGAGCUCAGCGACUCGCAGUACAGCGUGUACGACGUGCUGCACAGCUUCUUCGGCCACCGCGAGCACCAUGUCGCAUUUGCUGCGCUGUGCACCUACGUCGUGCGCGCCUACCGCGCCUACGAGAUCGUCAACUUUGACUACGCCGUCGAGGACUUUGACGUCGAGGAGCGUGCCGUGCUCACCUGGCAGUUCCAGCUUCCUCGCAGCGCUUCUUCGCUCAAGGAGCGUGAGCGCCAGGUGUCCAUCAGCGAUCUCAACAUGAUGGACAACAAGAAGGUCCGCGCGGCUCCCGAGCUCCGCACGGGUGCCAUGACCAGCUGCCCCGAUGUGGGUGACAUCCCCGACCUGCUGCCCAAGGUGCUCAAGUUCUUCAAGACCUCGGCCGGCGGUGCGCCUAUCAACGUGCUCAACGUCGCCGUCGUCGACCAGGGCGACUUUGUCGACGCCGAGGUGCGAAGCAAGCUCGCCGAGUACACCAACGCCUGCAGCAAGGACUUCGCCUCGGCUCGCAUCCGCCGUGUCACCUACCUGCUCUGCCAGCCGGGCAUGUACCCCUUCUUUGCCACCUUCCGCCCGAGCGAGCAGGGCAUCUGGGCCGAGGAGAAGGCGAUUCGCAACAUCGAACCCGCGCUGGCCUACCAGCUGGAGCUCGACAGGGUCAGCAAGAACUUCGAGCUCACCCCGGUGCCUGUGUCGUCGUCGACCAUCCACCUCUACUUUGCCCGCGGUAUCCAGAACUCGGCCGACACGCGCUUCUUUGUGCGCUCGCUCGUCCGUCCGGGCCGCGUGCAGGGCGACAUGGCCGCCUACCUCAUCUCGGAGUCGGACCGCAUCGUCAACGACAUUCUCAACGUCAUCGAGGUGGCUCUGGGCCAGCCCGAGUACCGCACUGCCGAUGCGUCGCACAUCUUCAUGUCGUUCAUCUACCAGCUCGACGUGAGCCUCGAGGAUGUGCAGAAGGCGAUCGCCGGAUUCCUCGAGCGUCACGGCACGCGCUUCUUCCGCCUGCGCAUCACCGGUGCCGAGAUCCGCAUGAUUCUCAGCAGCCCUAACGGCGAGCCUCGCCCCAUCCGCGCCUUCGUCACCAACGAGACCGGUCUUGUCGUGCGCUACGAGACGUACGAGGAGGAGGUCGCCGCCGACGGAUCGGUCGUGCUGCGUGGCAUCGAGCCGCUGGGCAAGGAGGCGACGCUCAACGGCCAGAGCGCCCACUUCUCCUACACGACCAAGGUCGCCCUGCAGUCGCGCCGAUCGCGCGCUCACGCUCUGCAGACGACGUUCGUGUACGACUUUAUCGACGUGCUCGGACAGGCUGUGCGUGCCUCGUGGAGGAAGGUCGCUGCCAGCAAGAUCCCCAGCGACGUGAUCAAGUCGGCCGUCGAGCUUGUCUUUGAUGAGCAGGAGAACCUGCGCGAGGUCAAGCGCGCGCCCGGCAUGAACAACAUUGGCAUGGUCGCCUGGCUCGUCGAGGUGGUCACGCCCGAGUACCCGACGGGACGCAAGCUCGUGGUGAUCGGAAACGACGUCACCAUCCAGGCCGGUUCGUUCGGCCCCGUCGAGGACCGCUUCUUCGCGGCCGCCUCGAAGCUGGCGCGUGAGCUCGGCGUGCCUCGCCUCUACGUCUCGGCCAACUCCGGUGCGCGUAUCGGCCUGGCCACCGAGGCUCUGGACCUGUUCAGGGUCAAGUUCAUCGGCGACGACCCGGCCAAGGGCUUCGAGUACAUCUACUUGGACGACGAGUCGCUGCACGCCGUCCAGGCCAAGGCUCCCGGCAGCGUUGUGACCAAGCCUGUGCAGGCCGCCGACGGCAGCGUGCACAACGUGAUCAGCGACAUCAUCGGCAAGCCUCAGGACGGCCUGGGUGUCGAGUGUCUCUCGGGCAGUGGUCUCAUUGCCGGCGAGACGAGCCGCGCCAGGGACCAGAUCUUCACGGCGACGAUCGUCACGGGCCGCAGUGUGGGUAUCGGUGCCUACCUCGCGCGCCUGGGCGAGCGUGUGAUCCAGGUGGAGGGCUCGCCGCUCAUCCUGACGGGUUACCAGGCGCUCAACAAGCUGCUUGGACGCGAGGUUUACACGUCGAACCUGCAGCUCGGUGGCCCGCAGAUCAUGUACAAGAACGGUGUGUCGCACCUGACGGCGCAGGACGACCUGGACGCCGUCAAGGCGUUUGUCAACUGGAUGUCGUACGUGCCUGCGCAGCGCGGCGGCCCGCUGCCCAUCAUGCCCACCGCCGACACGUGGGACCGUGCCGUGACCUACCAGCCUCCUCGUGGUCCGUACGACCCGCGCUGGCUGAUCAACGGCAAGCGCGAGGACGACGGCACCAAGCUCACCGGUCUCUUUGACGAGGGCUCGUUUGUCGAGACGCUCGGCGGCUGGGCCACUUCGGUGGUCACGGGUCGCGCGCGUCUGGGCGGCAUCCCCGUCGGUGUGAUCGCGGUGGAGACGCGCACGCUGGAGCGUGUGGUGCCUGCCGACCCUGCGAACCCGAACUCGACGGAGCAGCGCAUCAUGGAGGCGGGCCAGGUGUGGUACCCGAACUCGGCGUACAAGACGGCGCAGGCCAUCUGGGACUUUGACAAGGAGGGCCUGCCGCUCGUCAUCCUGGCCAACUGGCGAGGCUUCUCGGGCGGACAGCAAGACAUGUACGACGAGAUCCUCAAGCAGGGCUCCAAGAUUGUCGACGGUCUGUCUUCGUACAAGCAGCCCGUGUUUGUGCACAUUCCGCCCAUGGGCGAGCUGCGUGGUGGCUCGUGGGUUGUGGUGGACUCGGCGAUCAACGACAACGGGCUGAUCGAGAUGUCGGCCGACGUGAACAGCGCGCGCGGCGGUGUGCUCGAGGCGUCGGGUCUGGUCGAGAUCAAGUACCGUGCGGACAAGCAGCGCGCGACCAUGGAGCGUCUCGACAGCGUGUACGCCAAGCUCAGCAAGGAGGCUGCCGAGGCGACGGACUUUACGGCGCAGACGACGGCGCGCAAGGCGCUCGCCGAGCGCGAGAAGCAGCUGGCGCCCAUCUUUACGGCGAUCGCGACCGAGUAUGCGGAUGCGCACGACCGUGCGGGCCGCAUGCUUGCCACGGGCGUGCUGAGGUCGGCGCUGCCGUGGGAGAGCGCGCGACGAUACUUCUACUGGCGUCUGAGGAGGAGGAUCACCGAGGUGGCGGCCGAGCGCACGAUUGCCGAGGCCAACCCGCUGCUCAAGCACGUCGAGCGCGUGGCGGCGCUGCGCCAGUUUGUGGGUGCGGCGGCUUCGGACAACGACAAGGAGGUGGCGGAGCACAUGGAGGCGGCGGCCGGUCAGCUGCUCACGGCGACCAAGCAGCUCAAGGCGCAGUACAUCCUGGCGCAGAUCUCGACGCUCGACCCCGAGCUCAAGGCGCAGCUCGCCGCGUCGCUGCAGUAG
Moesziomyces aphidis is the source of this 6549-nucleotide messenger RNA. The record is from the annotation of a GenBank genome assembly. Lineage: Eukaryota; Fungi; Basidiomycota; Ustilaginomycetes; Ustilaginales; Ustilaginaceae.